AUGGCUUCAGCUCGAUUUAUCCUGCUGGCCGUUGCAGGCGCAACCUUUUCAGUCCUUGGGGUCAACGCCCAGGACGUCCCUUUUACCUACAACGGCGCCUUCGAAGGUGCGACGGCCUCCUCCACAGACUUCAACUCGGGAGGCACCAUCCGUGUCAGCGGCCACAGUGUCACAGUGCCCAAGAACCUACAGAUUCAGUUCCCAGCCGCGUGGGUUGGCUUCAAGGACUUUGCUGGCGGCAGUGCUGCAUUUGAUGAGUAUGAGGUUGAGGUGACCGGCAACAUUGUCGGUGGCACGCCCAUUGCUGCGCAGAUCUCCAUCGCGCAGUACCUCCUCGCCGGCGCCACCGGCUUCGUUGACACUGUCAGCUUUGAUGGCCGCAUCAAGAUCAAGGGCGGACCAACCAUUCGCAUCAAUGAUCCCAACGCCGUCUACUCGGCUGGCUACACUGCUCAGCCCUUCUUCACAGCCGAUGAUGCCAACCCCAGCAUCACCGCCUUCUCUGGCUUCCCCAUGUGCGUGCCCAGGAAGGCGGACGACCCUCUGUGCCCUCAGAGCAACCGACCGACUCUCACCGGCGGUAGCAAGCAGGGCAACUUCCCUGCCCCUGACCCUCUUGUCAUGGCUCCAAUCGUCCCUGGUGACUAUCUCGAAUACAGCGGCAUUCAGGUAGACGGCGAGAUCGUCGUCUACAACAUGGUCGUUAGCAACGUGCAGAUCACCACCACUGGAGUUCCUACCUACAUCCGCAUGGAGGAUGCUAUUAUUGGCGUCUUCUCCAGCAACGGCGACCAAGAAACAGCCCAGAUCAGGUUCAUCGGAGUCACUUCUGACGGUGCUGCCAAUGUCAACCCCAUCAAGGUUUAUGCCAUGGACGUGGAUCCCUGCACUGGUAAGAUCACGGAUCGCGAGGUCGCCGCCACCAGCAUGAUUGCCGGCUCCGCCCGUAACAAAUUUGAUUACCGUGUCAAGGCAACGCAAACCCAGGAGUACACGCGCGAGUACCGCAUCGUCGCCGGCACAGGCACGCGCAAGACCAAGAACGGCAUCCUGGCCGGUCAGUAUGUCAUGCCCGUGUCGGAGUGGAUCCAGGCCGAGGCCACGACGCCGGGCCUCGCUCCGUUCGCCAACAACUACCGUAGCUUCCCGACUCUCACCAAGGGCCUGGGCUACGACGACAAGAACAACCUCUGGGGGCCGCUCAGCCCGUUCCCCCAGUCCGGCGUUACCGUGUCUGAUCCGACCAAGUGCCCGCCCCCUGCCACAGAGGAGCCUCCCGCAACCGGUGGCGGCACCACUGGCGGAGGCACCACCGGCGGAGGCACGACUGGUGGCGGCGCGACUACCCCUCCCGCCACCACCAACGAUCUAGUUACUAUGCCGACCUUCACCUGGAUUUCUUCCGGCGGCGGCACUCUGACCAUCUCAUGCCGGUCGAGCAGCACCGAUUCCAAGGUCGCCAUGAAGCUGAGCUACAUCAACAGGAACGGCGCCACGAACGGCGCCACCAUGACUGCUGGCGCCAACGGCGUGUGGAACUUCAACGCGCGGAGCAUCAAGCAGCCUACCUCGGUAACCUGCACCAGUGGUCUCGGCGGCAAGGUGACGCGCACAAGCUAA
This is a messenger RNA of Verticillium dahliae VdLs.17, 1620 nucleotides long. RefSeq lists its product as uncharacterized. Lineage: Eukaryota; Fungi; Ascomycota; Sordariomycetes; Glomerellales; Plectosphaerellaceae. The transcript has 4 exons. The coding region runs from base 1 to 1620 and encodes 539 amino acids. The record is from RefSeq and is a predicted model, not a curated record.